Molecule: messenger RNA, 932 nt
Organism: Danio rerio (zebrafish)
Lineage: Eukaryota; Metazoa; Chordata; Actinopteri; Cypriniformes; Danionidae
Source: RefSeq, a predicted model, not a curated record
UCAUUCACCAAGCAUUCUCUUUCUCUUUCUCAAAGGAGCUGGAGAUAAAGAACGAACAACAGCAGAAAAUUCUGAGGAUUAAGACGGAGGAAAUCGCAGCCUUCCAGCGGCAAAGGAGAAGUGGAAGUAACGGCUCGGUCGUAUCACUAGAGGAACAGCAGAAGAUAGAGGAGCAGAAACGCUGGCUUGAUGAGGAAAUGGAGAAGGUUCUGGAUCAACGACGUGGCCUUGAAGACCUGGAAGGAGAGCUGACCAAGAGGGAAGAGAUUUUAGCCAAAAAAGAAGCUUUACUCUGGGAGCGCAGUGGCCUGGAAUCCAAAAAGCUUCGCUCAAGCCAGGCUCUUAGUCAAGACCUGUUAACCUUGUCUAGCCGGAUUGAGUCUCUGGAACGGGAGCUCACUGAGAGGAACGGUCUUCUGCGUAGUGGCAGUGCUCAGGACUCCCAGCAGAUCAGACAGGAGAUCUCCAACCUUCGGCAGGAGAAGGAGCUGCUGCUCAAACAACGAGUGGAGCUGGAUGACAAACUAAGACAGGGCAACCUGCUCUCUCCUGAGGAAGAACGAACACUUUUCCAGUUGGACGAGGCUAUCGAGGCUUUGGAUGCUGCUAUUGAGUACAAAAACGAGGCGAUCACCCAGAGACAGAGGCAGCUGCGGGCGUCUGGAAGCAUGUUGACCCAAUGGGAGAUGAACCUGAUGGCCAAACUCACCUACCUGUCUGCAUCAGAAACCAGAGCUCUGCUUUGCAAAUACUUUGAUAAGGUCAGAAAACAUCCCGGUUGCUUCAUAUUAUCCACACAAGUCUUGUUUAUGAACUUGCAUUAUGACACUUCUAAGUGGUGUUAUGUUUUAUUGGAGGAGGUGUGAUCUAUUAUCGUUUCAAUUGGCAGACCAUCAUAAUUCUGCAGCAAAUACGUGUUAAACGAUAACAAC